AUGAGCGUCACCUCCUGGUUCCUGGUGAGCAGCAGCGGCACCCGUCACCGGCUCCCGCGAGAGCUCAUCUUUGUGGGGCGUGACGAGUGCGAGCUCAUGCUGCAGUCCCGCAGCGUGGACAAGCAGCAUGCGGUCAUCAACUACGAUCAGGACAGGGAUGAGCACUGGGUGAAGGACCUGGGCAGCCUGAAUGGGACAUUCGUGAACGAGGUGCGCAUCCCCGACCAGAAGUACAUCACGCUGCGGCUCAAUGACGUCAUCCGCUUCGGCUACGAUCCCAACUUGUACGCGCUGGAGCGGGUGCAGCACCGCGUCCCCGAGGAGGCGCUCAGGCACGAGAAGUACACCAGCCAGCUGCAGGUGAGCGUCAAGGGUCCGGCUCCCAAGAGGGGCGAGGCCCUGCCAGAGCACGCGCCUUACUGCGAGUCCUCGAACCCCAGGCCGGAGCGGGACCGGAGACCAGGAGCAGAAGCGACAGCCUACCGCACACCUCUGUACGGGCAGCCCUCCUGGUGGGGGGAGGAUGAAGGCAGCACCCUGCCCGAGGACCGGCACCAGGAGGGGCCAUACCCGGAGCGGCCGAAGGAGCUGAUGCAACAGGAUGGGGACCUCACCGGGACCACGACCAGCUUCCGGGCCCCCACGGAGCCUCAGGGCUACUCCUUCCGCCGGGAGCCCAGCUACUUCGAGAUCCCCACGAAGGAGGCCCUGCCGCGGCCUGCCGAGGGGCCGGUGCACGAGGCGCCCACCAAGGACGUGGCGCAGGGCGGGGCGGCGCCCGUGGUGCAGAGCCACGCCUCCUUCACCAUUGAGUUCGACGACUGCAGCCCUGGCAAGGUGAAGAUCAAAGACCACGUCACCAAGUUCUCCCUGCGGCAGCGGCGGCCCCCGGGCAAGGCCGCGCCCGUGGAGGUGGUCUCUGCCGAGACCAAGGUGGCCGACUGGCUGGUGCAGAAUGACCCCAGCCUGCUGCGCCCGGCGGGCCCCGGAGACGACCGCCACAGUGCCAAGAGCGACCUGCCCAUGCACACCCGCACCCUGAAGGGCCACAAACACGAGGAUGGCACACAGAGCGACUCUGAGGACCCCGUGGCGGCGGCAGCGGCGGCGGCCGGCGUCCCUGUGGAGAACGGGGAGCAGGUGCGGCUGCAGAGGCAGAUCAAGCGGGACCCCCAGGAGCUGCUUCACAACCAGCAGGCCUUUGUCAUCGAGUUUUUCGACGAGGACACGCCCCGCAAGAAGCGCUCCCAGUCCUUCACACACACCCCGCCCGGGGACCCCAAGGCUGACAAGCGCCGAGGCCCCGGGCCAGUGGACCGGGACCGCCCCGGCGCCCUGACCCGGGGAGCGGGCAGCAGCUCGGGGCCGCAGCGGGCCAGCUCGCUGAAGCGGGAGAAGACAGAGGAGCGGCUGGGGGGCCCCUCGCCCCCUGCCCGGGCCUCCGCCCGCCCCUUUGGCAGCGUAGGGCGCCGCUCCCGCCUGGCCCAGGACUUCAUGGCCCAGUGCCUGCGGGACGGCUCCACAGCUGCUCGGCCCAGCCCUGAGAAGACGCCCCCACCACUGCCCACCCCCCUGACGCCCCGUGGGGCCAGCCCCGUGGCCCCCUCACCCCCACCGCCACCCCCCACUGACCCCCAGCUCACCAAGGCGCGCAAGCAGGAGGAGGAGGACAGCCUCAGUGACGCAGGGACCUACACCAUCGAGACGGAGGCGCAGGACCAGGAGGUGGAGGAGGCCCGCAAGAUGAUCGACCAGGUGUUUGGCGUACUUGAGACCCCUGACCUCUCCAGGGUGUCCUCGGCCGUUUUUCGCCCAGUCAUCAGAGGGGACAGAGAUGAGUCCGGUGACGGGGUGGUCCCGCGGGCGUCCCUGCUGCAGGAGUUUGCCUCCCGGCCAGUGGGCACAGCCCCCCAGGGGGAGCUCCAGGACCUCUCGGUGCCCGGCUCCCCUGCAGGUCAGAAGUGGGCGUCCCGCUGGGCCAGUCUGGCUGACAGCUACUCAGACCCCGGCCUGGCAGAGGACAGUCCCGGGCGCAGAGCGGGGGAGCCCGCGGGGGCCCUGCCUGUGCGCCAGCGGCGACGGCUCCCACAGCUGCCCGGUGACCGGGCGGACGGCCCCCAGCCUGCCAGGAAGAGCGGGCCUGGGCCAGAGCCGGGCAGUGAGCCGGGCAGUGAGCUGGCCAGCCGCCUGUCGGGCCAGGAGGACUUGGAGCCCGACAGCCUCAGUGAUGCCAGUGGGUCAGAUGGGGGGCGGGGCCCAGAGCCCGGCGGGGGCCCCCCGGAGGGGCUGGUGUGGAUGCGGGGCCGGUGCUCGCAUCCGGGGGAGCCGGCCCCCAACUCCUUCUUCCCUGGGGACCAGCACGGGGAGGGUGCCUUCCCCCGGAAAACGUCUGUGGCUCCAGGAGAAGCAGAGGGCUCGGGGCGGGCGGCCCAGCCCAGCACCCCCCCCAGGGACAGCGUUUACGUCAGCACCAGCGGCCGGAUGGUUAUCCAGCUGCAGACCGGGCGGUCUCCAGAGCCUGAGGGCCCCACCCAGGCCAAGGAGGCCGGAGCCUUAAACCGGCAGGAGAGCAUCACCAAGGAGCCGGCCAGCGGCCCCUCAGCACCUGGCCAGGUCCCGAACAUCUCCAGACACCCCCUCCUGCAGGACUUGGCCGCAGCCCGGGCCUCCCGCAUGGACGUCCACCCCCAGGACACCCAGCUGAUCCUGAAGGAGACGGAGACGGCCCUGGCGGCCCUGGAGGCCCGCCUGCUCUCCAAGUCUGCAGAGGCGGAGGGCGAGGUGGGCAGCACGCCGGGGCCGCCGGAGGACUCCCUGUCUGGGGACUCGGACGUGGACACGGCCAGCACAGUUAGCCUGCUCAGUGGCAAGAACGGCCCCGGCCCCAUGAACUCCCAGCUCAUGGGGCUACAGAAGGAAAAGUCGCCGUCCCCGCCGGCGGCGCAGGACCUGGGGGGCAUCGCCCUGAGCAGCACCCGGGAUUGGCUGUCGGAAAAGCACCAUCGCCCAGGGGGCCCGACAGAGGCGGGCUGUGGGGAGCCUGCGCGGCGCCUGGCUGUGCGGCGUGGCCAGGGGCCCCAGGGGGCCCUGGACUGGCCCAACGAAGACCGAGGCUCCAGCCUUGCCCACCCACUUGGCUCAGACACGGUCACCUCUGACCACGAGUCACCCUCGGCCACCAGGGCAGGCCGGCCAGGGUCUCGCCGAAAACCCCCUGCCCCCCCGCCAUCCCCGGUGGCCCGGGAAGAGCAGAGCCGCGUGUCGGCCAGUGCCCAGAAGGUGCAGCAGGCGCUGACCCGCUCCAACAGCCUGUCCACUCCGCGGCCCACACGGGCCUCCCGGCUGAGGCGGGCCCGGCUGGGCGACGCCUCGGACACAGAGGCCGCCGACGGGGAGCGGGGCUCCCUGGCCAACCACGAGCCGGUGGGGCGUCCAGCCGCGGAGCAGACGAAGAAGCUGUCGCGCCUGGACAUCCUGGCCAUGCCCCGGAAGCGGGCAGGCUCCUUCACGGGGCCCAGUGACUCCGAGGCGGCCCCCCCCCGUGCUGGCUUCUCCGGCCGCAGCGUCGAGCUGUCCUGCUCAGGCCGCAAGUCCACCAGGGCCGAGGCCCAGACUGCCGCCCGGAAGACCGCCAGCGCCGCCGCGGCCUCCCGCCAACCCUUCAGCAGGGCCCGCCCGGGCAGUGCCCGAUACUCCUCACCCAACACACGGCGCCGGCACCAGGGCUCAGAUUGCACGUCCACCUCUGAGGAGGAGUAUGGCUCCCACCACGGCUCCCCCAAACAUACCCGCUCCCGUGCCUCAACAGCCACGCAGACCCCACGGGCUGGCAGCUCCACCCGGGCCCGACCCCGGGCCCCCGGCCUCCGGGACACAGACGACGAAGAAGAGGAGCCUGACCCCUAUGGGUUUAUUGUGCAGACGGCGGAGAUUGCAGAGAUUGCCCGACUGAGCCAGACGCUGGUGAAGGACGUGGCCAUCCUCGCCCGGGAGAUCCAUGACGUGGCUGGUGACGGGGACGCGCUGGGCUCCCCAGGGCCCGCACGUAGCCCCUCCCUCAGCAACGUGCCCAACACCCCUGCCUCGACCAUCUCAGCCCGAGAGGAGCUGGUGCAGCGCAUCCCUGAGGCCAGCCUCAACUUCCAGAAGGUGCCACCUGGCUCCCUGAGCUCUCGGAACUUGGACCAGAACAUGAAUGACCGCCAUGAGGACACCCUGACCAAUAGGACUCGGCCUCGGAACCGCGAGGAGGUGAUCUUCGACAGCCUGAUGCUGAACCCUGUGUCCCAGCUGUCCCAGGCCAUCCGUGAGAACACGGAGCACCUCGCGGAGAAGAUGAAGAUCCUCUUCCAGAACUCGGGGCGUGCGUGGGAGGACCUGGAAGCCAGGAUCAAUGCUGAGAACGAGGUGCCCAUCCUGAAGACGUCCAACAAGGAAAUCAGCUCCAUCCUGAAAGAACUGAGGAGGGUGCAGAAACAGCUGGAAGUCAUCAACGCCAUUGUGGACCCCAGCGGAAACCUGGACCUGCUGACCACCAGCAGGGGCCCCGCGGGCUCUGGCCAGCUCGGGAAAGGCCGGCCAGCUGCCCAGAGCUCGUCCUCGCCGCCCUCGGCCCUGUCCCCGAGGAGCUUCCCACAGAGGACCACCUGUGGGUCCCCCGGCCUCCCGGACCCUGCCUUCCUCCCUGACUUCCUCCCGGACUCGGAGAGGUUCCUGAUCUAGGGGGUGGGGCCGGG
Molecule: messenger RNA, 4736 nt
Organism: Molossus molossus (Pallas's mastiff bat)
Lineage: Eukaryota; Metazoa; Chordata; Mammalia; Chiroptera; Molossidae
Gene: CEP170B
Product: centrosomal protein 170B
Exons: 18
Coding region: 1-4722 (1573 amino acids)
Molecular function (GO): protein binding
Source: RefSeq, a predicted model, not a curated record